This is a messenger RNA of Echinostoma caproni, 936 nucleotides long. The record is from the annotation of a GenBank genome assembly. NCBI's taxonomy places the organism in Eukaryota, Metazoa, Platyhelminthes, Trematoda, Plagiorchiida, Echinostomatidae.
GAUGAUGACGAUGAUGAAGAUGAUGAGGAAAAUCUUGACGAUCACUUGGAUGAUGAUGAGUAUGAUGCUGAUUUUGUUUAUUCGCAUGGUGUUGAUGAUUACGAUGAUGAUGAUUUGAUUGAUGAUGUUGACGAUGGUGACGAUGAUUGUGGUGUUGACGAUACGGAACAUGAUGACGAUGUUGAUGGUGAUGAUGCUGACGUUGAUGAUGAUGAUUCGGAAGUUGAUUUUGAUUCGGAUGAUGAAUAUGAAGACGACGAUGAUGAUGAUGAUGACGAUGAAGAUGACGAUUCGAUUGAUGUUGAUGAUGAUGAUGAUGAUGAUGAUGAUGAUGAAGAUGACGAUGAUGACGAUGAUGAUGAUGAUAAUGUUGAGGAUGACGUUGAUGAUGCUGAUGAUGAGGAUGUUAACGAUCAGGAUCAUGAUGAUGAUAUUGCUAAUGAUGAUGAUGAUGAUGAUGAUGGUGAUGAUGAUGAUGAUGAUGAUGAUGACUAUGAUGAUUCUGAUGAUGAUUUGGAUGAUGUUGAUUAUGACGAUGAUGAAGGUGGUGGUGAGAUUGAUGAUGAUGAUGUUAUUGAUGUUGAUGAUGAUGAAGAGAAUGAAGAUGAUGAUGAUGAUGAUGAUGAUGAAAAUGAUUAUGACGAUAUUGCUGCUGCUGCUGCUGCUGAUGGUGAUGAAUCUGAUGAUGAAGAUGAUGAUGGCGAUGAUGAUGACGAUCAUGAUAAUGACGACGAUGAUUCGAAUGAUGAUGAGGAUUAUGCGGAAUUUGAUUUUGCGUAUGAUGUUGAUGAUUACGAUGAUGAUGAUUUGAUUGAUGAUGUUGAUGAUGAAGCUGAUGAGGAUGAGGAUGAUGAUGAUGAUGAUGAUGAUGACGACGAUGAUGAUGAUGAUGAUGAUGAUGACGAUGAUGAAGAAAAUGAUAAUGAUGAUUAUUAG